Petromyzon marinus (sea lamprey) is the source of this 13921-nucleotide messenger RNA. Lineage: Eukaryota; Metazoa; Chordata; Hyperoartia; Petromyzontiformes; Petromyzontidae. The record is from RefSeq and is a predicted model, not a curated record.
UGAUGAAGGCCACUUUUGUUGUGGCGGAAACGUCGUGAUUUUUGUUGUUUUAUUUUUUACCUACGUGACUUUACCGAAUAGAACCAAAGAGUAUGGAUUUAUAGGUGCCCAUUUUCACAAAUUGCAUGCGGUUUGAAAGAUAGGAGUUGAACCAUUUCAACGUGGUGCCUGAGAUCCCCAUCAAGACUUCCAAUCGGUUGAGUAAGAUAUUGUGAUCAAUUAUGUCGAAGGCUGCGCUUAGGUCAAGAAGGAGGAGAGCACUUGGAGAACCUUUAUCAGCAGCAAUUAGGAGAUCAUUAAUUAUUCUUACUAAGGCUGUUUCAGUGCUAUUGUGGUUGUAUAGGCGACCUACCUUGUAUGCCAGAUUUCCUUAGGCGGCUGUGGAACUGCUUAGUGAGCAGCAGAAGAGCAGUGCAGAUACAUCCAUUGUUGUACCGUACUGUGCUUUCAUGUCUAUGUUCCCCGCUUUCACCAAAAUGCACUGACCGGCGUGGUGAAGUAUGGGACGAUAACUCCCACCUCCCCGCACAGCGUGGGGAGGUCCCCUUCCAGUCGUGGAAAUACUGUACAAAAGGGCUCUACAUGUGCAACUAAGUCAUCUACCCAUAUAAGAGUUUAUCCAGAUGCUUUGCAUAUUCGUUGCUGUUUUAAUAAAAAAUGUAAAGCAGCUUUGUACAGGUUUGCAUCAGCACGUUAAAAUCUCUUCAUUCGCGUAUUUUUCUUUCAUGAAAUUCGAUUAUUCGCAAUUUUAGAAUUUGAAUACCUUUUCAAGUUUCACGCCUCUUUUCUCCUCGACUAUUCGCAAUGUGGCAUUAUGUCAGAGGACUGCGUGUAACGCACACUCGACGCGCUCACGCACAGCGCAAAUGUGCGCACACAUUAUUGCCAUGUGCAUAUAGUCGUCCACUUGUUGAGGACGUGUCAUAGGGACGCUUAGAUCAGUGUUCUGAACUAAUUGUCAGAGGGGGGCCGCUUUCACCGAUAAUACAUCAGUGUGAGGGCCACCAUACCGCCUGCAAGGGGUAUUUUCACAUUUAUGUAUUGUCGGGGGCCAAACGUCAGAGGCCGCACUAAAGGCCACCAGCGGCCGCCAGUGGCCCGCAGGCCUUGCAAUGAAGAACACUGGCUUAGGUGAUGCAUGCGAUCAUGUAAAACAUACCCGACACGCUCACGCACAAUGCAAAUGUGCAUCCUCCGUAUUUGCCACAUUUAGAAGCUUGAAGUUAAACGUAGGCUUUCGUGACCAAUAUUAUUCAUAAUAAAGUUUUUUGGUUUAGGUCACAUAAAUAUAAAAGUGUCGCCAGAAUUGUCAGAUUUGUCAAUUCUGGCAAAUCGCUUGAUGAAGCUGGUUGUAUUCACCAGCAAAACGUAGCCAAAUUUUAAAUUUUGUGGAUUUUCUCUGUAUUACACCGGUGUUCUGAAGUUUCAACUAAUUGGCACGUUUUGUUUACGUGACAAACCUUACUAAUUCGCUGUGUUGGGUGCUGGUGGGUUUACGACACAUUUAUAUUUUUGCGAUCUAACCCAAAACAUUUAUUAUGAAUUUAGAAGCGUGUUCACGAUAUAUAUAAAAAGUUAUUAUAAUGACGACUGCCUGUUCUUGUUUCUUGUAAGCGUGGAGGUGAUCACGUAAAGAGUCACAUGUCAGCAUGGCCGUUCGUGAUCUCCAACAGUGCUGCCAGCGUUUGGAUGGAGAGAAAGUGACAGAACGCAAGAAGGAGGCGGAGCGCUUCAGCAGGUUGAUCGUGCUCCCUGACGUGAUCGUGGAGCUGGACCGGUGCUCAGACUUGCGGCCUCCUCGUGGCCUCACCUGGGAUGCUGUCUUCAAAUUUGUGCAGCGUUACAUGCAGCGGGAGACUGAUGCUCUACAGGCAGCGGCCUCCACUGCCUCCACCUCCACCACUGCACGCAGCAACCGCCAGACACGGAGCCGCGAAGUCGCCACGCUCUGCAAGCGCUUUGUGCGCAUCGCCAACCGACGUGGCACGCGACUCAAGUGCUCAGAGCUGGUGCGCCACGUCCUCGAAACCCUGAGCAACAAGUUCGCUCGGAUGCAGUUUGGCUCCGAGUACAUCAUGCUGCUCAUACGCGACGUUCUCUCCGUGCGACGCUACUGGUGUGAAAUCCCUGCGUCCACCUGGGCAGACCUGCAGAAGCUGUGCUGCCGAUUGCUGGAGAGCAAAGAAGAACUGGACCGUGCUGUCUUGGCCCUCGCUGUGCGGUUGCUGCUCUCUGCCUGCAGCUUCCAAUGCGACACACCCUAUCGAGACCUCCCGUGCUUCUCUUUGCGCGCCCUGCAUGCCCUGCGACACGAGCGCUCACCGGACGUUCUGGAACGCACCGCGACAGCGGUGACCGCCUUCCUGCGUGCCGCCGGCGCCAACGACGGGCAGCGGCGGCUGCUGUGCCGCGUGGGCGAGGAGUCGGGCGCCGCGCUGCUCUACGUGUGGCUCAACAUGCGGCCCUGCAGCUCUGCCAAGCGCGUCCUCUGGGAGUUCUUCCUGUUGCAGAUGAGCGCCCACCACCCGCGCGGGGCACGCCACGCUCACCACGGUGCACUUGCGGGCGACAUCGCCGCUUGGCAUCGCGUGCUGGCCCAGCUGUACGACGCGGUGUGCUCGGAGCUGAAGGAGAUGGGAGGUCGCAUCCGUUACUCGGGCCCUGGGCGGCCUGCUCGGUCCGCGCCCUCCCUCCCGCCAGCCUUCGCUGAUCUUGCCGCUCACGUCUGCCAUCAGCUGUUCAACUCGGAGACAAACGUUCUGGAAAUGAUUGAAGCCGGUGGCGGUGGCGGCAACGGUGUUCCUACCAGUGGUGACAGGGGCCAUGUGAACAGCCGCGGCGCUUCUGGGGGCAGUAACGGCAGUCUCUCGGGAACGAGCCGGCGACGGGGAAGCUCGUGGGACACGCGUGACGUGGCGAGCAAGAGGCGCAGGGUGGAUCUGGGCUGGGAGGUGCUGAGGGAAACUUUUCUCAAGUCACAGGUCGACGGGGAAGUCCUGCCCUGGUUGGAGAUCAUGAGCCGUCUCUUGGACAGGCACCCCGACAGCCUGCCAAGGAGUGAGCUGGUUGCCACGGUAACCACUCUAAAUCGGCUGCAGGCCUCCCGGCGUCGCCAAGGAGAUGAACGGACACGGCUGUCCUUGCUGUGCCUGAACCAGUUAGCCAAAAUACAGCCAGUGGAUGUGGGUGUGGAGGAGCGCCGUGUGUGGCGCACGUCGUGGUCGCUUGCACUGCGCUCGCUCCCUUCAGCGCCUGCGUGUGAGACCCGCGCGCUUGCUCUGCUCUCAACGCUGCUGCAGCGCGGACUCGUGCCCCAAGAGCCGGACGCCUGGCGUGCCCUACUCACCUGCCGGCCCUCACGCUCUGCGGUGGAGCUCCUGCUCCGGCUCGUGUCACGGCAGAUGGUGCCAGCAGAGGGCGGCACGGCGGCGGUGGCAGCGCUGGCUGCCAAUUGGCAGCCGGGCUUGGUGUCGGAGGGCAGCGAAAUCACCUCCCAGGAGAGCACCGAGGAGGCGGCGUGGACGGACGGCGACAGGCGGGACCCCACGCUCCGCCGCAGCCUCAUGGCGUGGCUGCUGGCGAGGCAGAGCUCUCCGAGCGAGGAGGACACUGAGAAGAUCGAGCCUCCAGCUAUCUUGCAAGGAAAUUUGCCCCCUUUCCUGGUGUCCCGUGCGCUCGUUUGCCUGACUCUAAAGGAUAACCGGGCUGCAGCUCGGACGAUCUUCUCUGAUACGGAUUUCAGCAAUGAAGACAACACCUACUACCCUCGUGACGAAGGCCUGGAACAAAUGGAGGAGCUCUUCCUUCUGUCCACCUUCGAGGUCUCCGACCCCGAGCCUACACUGCCGGGCCACACAAAUGCCACGCACUUGAGCAUGGCAUCCAUACACACUGGGGUCACGGCCGGAUCAAAGGUCAUGACCCCUGUGAGAUUCACCCUCGAGGAAAAGGUGGUGGCGUUCGCCGAAAACCUGAUUGGAGGCCAGGACGUCCAGCCAGUGCCUCCAGAGUGUUUGGCUCGUGGUGCUGCCUUGCUCUGUGGAUUGGUGGCUGGGUUCCAACUGGCGGGGGCGGAUGCUGAUGAUGCUGGCAGAAAAAGUGUGCUACUUCAGAAAGCUAAGCUACUGAUGCGGUCGGUGGGUGAGUUCGUCAGCACCAAUGUAAACAAGGCGACUGAGAGCCAUGUGGCAUGCGCGAUCAAGUCACUCGUAGUGUCGUGCGCUUCCGCUGUUGAUGCCCUGGACUCCACACAGGAUCCUUUGGGGCAGUUGGCGUCUUCGCUCUUCCUGCUCACCAUCCCUGCGUGUUUCAUCACUGACCUUUUGGGGCUUGUCAAGCAUAUGGACAAGCAAGUUGGGUCAACCGACCUUUUUUCAGAUGAUAUGGACACUAGCACCACAGCAACAAGCUCUAAUUCCAGUGACAUAGAAAUGCUCGGUGACAACUUGGGUCGUGGUGGGGAGAGCUGUGAAGAUGGUGCCGGAAGUCAAGUUGGAGCAGUGCCCCUGUGCGUGCUUUCGGACGAGCUGCUGAGCCGUGCCGAUCAGCUGGCUCUGGACACGACUGCCUUCCUGUGUGCGUGCGCGCGCGGCGCAUCUGUGGCGGCCCGAGUCUCAGGCACCGCCCCCCAGUUCAACCCCAGCAAGCUCAGGUGUGGCCUCCUGACCCUGUGCAGCCCGGCGCAGUUGGACUUCACGAGGGCUGUGCACGUUCGAAUGUACCUCUGCCUGCUUGAGAAAUUUCCAAGUACAGGAGGAGACUCCUUCGGCAUGGACUACAGCUCCUUGCUCACCUCGCUCAGGACCAUUUGCUCGCACUACCGCAGCGAUCAGGAAGUGUGUGCCGCACUGCUGUGCCGGCUGCCCCCGCUCAUUCGUGCUCUGGGCUGCACCUCCGGAUCAGGCCCAGACAGAGAUCUCACAGAUGCCCGUCAGAAACUUCGGGCUGCCCUCUCCGGCUUUUGGUUACUCCGCGGCAAGGGGCAGUGCACAGCUGCAGUGCGAGCCGCCUUGCUUACAUGCAUGGCCAUGAUGCUUGAGGUGGACGCACGGUGCAGGUGGGCCAUCCUGGAGGUCGAGAGCGCCGCCCUGCCCGUCCGAGAGGCUUUCCCAGAGUUCCUGGACGACAGGCAGCACCGUGUGCGCAUGCUGGCAGCCCAGGCGCUCUACAGACUGUUUCUACAGCGGGCGGGUGACAGCCUCUCAGCUGAGUGGCAGCCGCUGCCACCAGCUGUGCAGCAGGACUCGUUUGAGCGAGUACGGGAGAAGGUGUUCACGUGCCUACGCACCGCGGUGAAGGAGCAGGGCACGGACCAACUCGAGGACAAGUGUGUGGAUUCUGAACCCAAUGGCGCGUCGGUGUUACUGGCGGCACUGGGCACAGUGGCUCGCUGCAGCUCGCUGUGUGAGAAGCAGGCGCUGUAUGCAAUGGUGCAGACACAGCUGAGACACGGCGUAGCCAUCACUGUCAUCGCGAAGGCAGUGCGGGUGGUGUCUUUGGCCUUAAACCAGGCCAGUCCGACUCGCUACCUGGAGUCUCAUCUGGGCUACCUGCUACACCACUGGCUCUCGGACAGAAAGACACUGGAGAACUUUCCCUUCCAGCUCUUGGAAUGCGACACGGUGGAGGAGUUUUACAGGAAGCACUGGUUGGAGGUGGUACCACGCCUGGCCAUGCGACAGGACUUUAAUGGCGUGCGUGCGGCAAGCGCAGCGAUGGGCGUGGAUUGGCGCGACGCCCUUGUCCGUGCCUUCCCGCGCCUUUUCACCCGCGUGCUGCCCCUUUUCGUGGAGGAGGGCAAAGGGCAUCCGGCGACGGCCGGGCGGCACGAGAGGACCGAGGCCGUGCAUGUCUACGAAUUCCUGUGCCGCGACGACUGCCUUGGCAAGAAGAAGAUAGAUGAGCUGGUGCAGGCGAACCUGCCUGAGGUCGUGACGGAGUUACUUGGGACCUUGCAUGAGCCCUCGACGUGUGGCGAACCGUCAGAUGUUGGGCGCUAUGCCAGCGAGCUGGACCCCGCUCCAAACCCUCCCACGUUCUCCGCUUACGUGAUUCGUGCCUCCAUGGAAUACCUGGGCAAGUGCCACGGCGGCGUUGGCAAGAGUCUCAUUGGACACCUGGCCCGGACGCCGGACUCCAUCCAGAAGAUCCUCCUGGCCGUCGGACAGCAGGUACAGCUGGCCACGGAUGCCCACGAGCGCCACCGGGUCCUCAUGAUGUACCGCCUGUUCAUCGGGCACCUGCUAGGGGAGCUGCAGGAUGGCCUCGGCGGCUCGGGGGCCUUCGUGCUGCGCGACGUCAUCUACACUCUCGUUCACCUCAUCAACAGCCGCCCCAACGUCCAGGAUGAAACAUCUGGUCGGAGUUUCAGCCUUUGCCUUGACCUCUUAAACGUGUCCUGCCGUGCUGGAGUCACCUGGAGACCAGAGGCUCUGGCUCCACACCUCCACGCCAUUGUCGCUGCCCUCCUGCCACUCAUUACCUGGACAUCCCCACCACAACAAUCAUCAUCAACAUCUUCAUCAACAUCGUCACAAAAAAAACAUGGUUACGCAAGUGACAUCGCAAAGCAGCAGGCCCUGGCUCUGUUGGACUUCUUGGUGAUCGACUGCCAGGCUGUGGAGCCUCUAUCCCGUGCUCUAAGCCGUCUGGACCCAUUCCCACACCAACAAACCCUGGAGCACCUGCGGUUGGCCCAGGAAAGGGUUAAAUACCAGCAUGGAAAGCUGUCCCUGCUGCAGGAGUUGGAGCACUUCCUGUCGGCGGGUGUCUGGCAGGGCCUGGCCGGGGCGCGCGUCGAGGGCGUUCGUCACCUGCAUGUGCAGCUGGCGCAGCGCAAGGAAGAGCUGUGUGGUCUGCUUGCUGCCCAGCAAGAUGCCUUGGAGGGUGGCGUGCUGAUCCGUUUAGUGGGUGGCCUGGUGCGUAUGAGCCGGACUGCCCUCGCCUCUCCAACCGGGGCUGAAGACACUCUGGAGGCUGUUGCUGCCUGCCUUGGCGAGCUGGGUCCCGUCGCUUUCUCCACCACGGCCCUGGAGAGGGAUACUGAGGGCCAGCCCUUGGGUCUGUUGACCUCCAUCACCCCCGAAGACCCCGGAUCCACCACCACACAGUGGACGGACAUGGCCGUGGCACUGCUGAACGACGCACUGACUGACAGCAGUGUGGAGGUCCGAGCAGCCAGCUCCACUUGCCUGAAGGCCGUGCUUGCCACGCGCGCUGGCGCUGAAUUCUGGGAACGUCAGGCAGCCCUACCUGAGACAGAGUUCCUCCUGCAGAUCCUCGCGCCCUUUCGCAACCCUAAAAAGAAGUUCUUGGAGCUGCCGCCCCUGCCGCUGGACGGCCGCCCCUCUAAAGAGCUGGAGAGUGAUGCAUUAUGGGUGCCGGACGGUGGUAGCCAUGAUCUGUGGCUUAAAGGCUUAACGUGUGCACUCAUCCGAGGCGGUGCAGCUCGCUGCGAUGUCUUGCGUCUGCUCGGGCCCAUCUGUGAGGCCAAGGCGGAGGCUUGCGAGCGAGUGCUCCCACUGCUGCUGCACGAUGCUCUCCUGGGCGACGCUGAGGUCGGUGGUAGCUGGAUGCCUCUUAUCUCGAGCCACCUCAUGAGGGCCCUCCAGCCCCCACGGCGGUCCUCGGCACAGGGCUCCUCCAGGCCCACCACGCCAAUGCUCACUGCUGGAGAUGCCUCGGGGGGACAUGUGGACCCGGUGUCUGUGCGUUCUGUCCUCCGAGCCAUCGGUUACCUGCGUCGCCACCAGCGGCCCAGCUCGCAAACGCCCUGGGACAACAACUUCUGGCUGAGUCUCAACCACCUACAGGUGGCGUGCGCGGCACAGGCAUGCGGCGCGCACUUCACCGCACUGCUCUACGCCGAGAUCUAUGCCGGCACGCAUCGGCCCCAGAAUGGCAGCGGUGAUUUCAACAGCCGCUCGAGCCAUGAUGAGGACAGCCACAAGUCACUGCUGGAGAACAUCAGCGAGACAGGGAUGGAUGAGGCGAACAUCAGCCUGCAGGAUCUGCUGCUGGAGGUUUAUAGAAGCAUCGGGGAGCCCGACAGCCUGUACGGCUGCGGGGGAGGUCACCCUGUCCAUGCCCUGGCCAGGGUCCGCACCUAUGAGCAUGAGGGGGAGUGGGAGAAGGCACUGGGAGCGUAUGACCUUGACACUGCGUUGCCCAUGGGCGUCAGGCAAGCGGGGAUCUUACAGGCUCUGCAGAACUGCGGCCUGGACUUGGUGCUGCAACGAUACCUUCGAGGCCUGGAGGAGGAGUUGCCUGAGUGCAGCGCGGACCUAGAGGAGAUGCGCUACCAGGCAGCCUGGCAAGCGGGCCAGUGGGACCGCGAGCCCAGCUCUCGCAGGUCAGAACCCCACAGCCUGGGCUACCACGAGUGCCUCUACUACUGUCUCCAGGCUCUGCACGAUCGAGAGUUCAGCAGCUUCACACAGCACCUGGCAGCAGCACGUGUGCAGGAGAUGCGUGAGCUGAGCGCCCUCAGUCUGGAGUCGGUGCACGCCGUGUACCCGGCGCUCUGCCGCCUGCGCUCGCUCAGCGAGAUGGAAGCCGCUGGACAACGGCUGCACAGCACUGGGCCCGACGUGGACGCGCUGGCACCGCUGCAGGACUCGUGGCGCCAGCAGCUGCUGGUGCUACGGGAGACCGACUUCCGCUACAAGGAGCCCGUGCUCUCGCUGCGCACGGCGCUUCACCGCCAGGCGGCGCCCGAGAGCACGGGGGCCCUCGUCGAUCAUCUCACCGAGCUGGCGCGGCUCGCACGCCUCGCCGGAAAUGCACGCGUGUCGGAAAGGGCGAUACAAGCAAUCAGGCAGUGCCCGAGACGCCCACAUGGGGUCCAUGCCUGGCAGGUGGAAGAUGCUGAGAUGUUUUGGGCCAAACAAGAGCAGGGCCGGGCAAUGGGCAUCAUGAAGGGCCUCCUGGGAACACUUAAAGCCCAGGUGGCAGGCGAGUGUGCGAAGGAGCUGUUAGCACUGUACGCCGAGUGCCUGGGCCGCUAUGGACACUGGCUGGCCGAGACGUGCUCCGAGAGCCCCUCCAUCAUCCUCAGCGAGUACCUCGAGAAGUCGGUGAGCGUGGCGGAGCGUGCGUGGGGUGAUGGCAGCGGCGGCAGCGGCAGCGACGAGGGCGAGGGCGGCCGAGUGUGCAGGGCGGCGCUGUACCUGUCGCUGGCACGCUUCGCCGAUGCUCAGCACCGCAGCAUCGUGGCGUACAUGCGCUCGGCCGAGUACGAGAACAAGCGAGCUCUGCUCCGAAAAGCUAAGGAGGAUGUCACCCUCUUACAGUCACUCAAGCUGCAGCCAUCCAGGUACAUGGUGAAGCUGCAGCGCGAGUGCGAUCUGGACGAGCGGGAGCUGCUGUCACUGCGGCAGGACCGCGAGCGCUUCCUGGUGGAGGCGCUGGUCAACUACGUGCGUUGCCUGCGCAGCGGCGGCGCACACGGGGAGGCGCGCGCAUUCCGCCUCGUCUCGCUCUGGCUCGAGAACUCGGCGGAGCAGCAGGUCAACGACGUCAUGCGGACGGGCGUGACAGACAUCCCUCCGCACAAGUUCCUGCCGUUGAUUUACCAGCUGGCGGCACGCAUGGGCACCAAGAUGGCGGGCGGAGAAGCCUUCCACAGCAUCCUGCAGAAGCUCAUCCUGCGCGUGACGCUCACGCACCCGCACCAUGCGCUGCUGGUGGUGCUGGCGCUGGCGAACGCUGGCAAGGACGAGCUGCUUCAGACAGUGGCAGCCAGGGAUGGUGCACGCGGGGGCAGCCGCUUGAGCCGGGGAGAUAGCAAGGGAUCCUCGGCCCCUAGUGACGACGAUCGCGUCAGGGCAACGCGAGCCCUCGUGGAACAGGUGCGAAAGCAGCAGCCCGAGCUGGUGCGUGACACGGAGAAACUGUGCGACGCUUACAUCAUGCUCGCCAACAUGAACGCCGAGGCCUGGCGCAAGCAGACAAAGGACAUGCUCAUUCCAAAGGAUCAGCCCAUCAAGGAGAUCAGAAAUCUGUACAAAGUUGUUAUUCCCACAUUGGAACUGAAGGUGGACCCGACGGGGCAGUACCCUGAUCUCGUGACGGUGCGUGCUUUCCGGCCACACUUCCGGCUCGCCGGAGGCGUUAACCUCCCAAAAAUCAUCGACUGCGAGGGAUCGGAUGGACGAACAUACAGGCAGCUUGUAAAGGGUCGUGAUGACCUGCGUCAGGACGCCGUCAUGCAGCAGGUUUUCCACAUGUGCAACGAGCUGCUGGCCGGGAGCGCAGAGACACGCACCCGCAAGCUCAGCAUCCGCACGUACAAGGUGGUGCCUCUGUCCCAGCGCAGCGGCGUGCUCGAAUGGUGCGUGGGCACCAUGCCCAUCGGCGACUACCUCGUCCAGAAGGACACGGGCGCCCACACCAAGUACCGGCCCAACGACUGGCCCUCCAUGCACUGUCGCAAAUUUAUGAAUGACCGUAGGAACGGGGACUUGUUCCUCGCCUACCAGGAGUUGUGCCACCACUUCCGGCCUGUUUUCCGCCACUUCUUCUGGGAACGCUUCCUGGACCCGGCCGUGUGGUUUGAGCGACGGCUCUCCUACACGCGCAGCGUCGCCACCUCCUCCAUCGUGGGCUACAUCGUGGGGCUGGGCGACCGCCACGUGCAGAACAUCCUCAUCGACCUCAACUCGGCCGAGCUCGUACACAUCGACCUGGGUGUUGCGUUCGAACAAGGCCGCAUACUACCGACUCCCGAGACUGUGCCGUUCCGACUAACGCGAGACAUCGUGGAUGGAAUGGGCAUCACGGGCGUGGAGGGCGUCUUCCGCAGGUGCUGUGAGAAGACAAUGGAGGUGAUGAGGAAUUCUCAGGAGGCCCUACUGACCAUUGUUGAGGUGCUGUUGUUCGAUCCACUGUUUGACUGGACGAUGAACCCCCUGAAAGCGCUAACGCUGCAGACACGAACCGAGGACGAGACUGAGGGCACCUCCACCAUGGGCCCCACACUGGGGAAAGCGCCUGCAUCUGGGAGAGCCGUGCACCAGGAACGAAACGGCAUGGACCCACAGAGCCUCAACAAGAUGGCAGAGCGCGUCCUCAUGCGGCUGCAGCAGAAGCUGAAGGGUGUGGAGGAGGGCUCGGUGCUCAGCGUCCCGGGCCAGGUCAACCUUCUCAUUCAGCAAGCCACCGACCCCAAGAACCUCAGCCGACUCUUCCCAGGAUGGCAGCCCUGGGUUUAAGGCUUCUUCCACCAAAAGUACCACAGUAGAGCAUCUCGCUUACUCCCACCCCCCAUUUAAGUGGUAUCUGGUGAAAGGAAGGAAGCAAUGGCAUGGCGUGCUGGCAUCAUCGUCAUUGGCCAUGAGGACAUAGUGACCUGGACUUCAGUAAACAGCAACGUGCUACCACAGCAACAAUUAAAAGUUGUGUUUUGCUAUUGUAACUGCUAACGAAGGAGAAGACAUAGAAGACAUAUAGGCAAAUGAUAGAAUAGUGUAAGAGCAGAUAUUGAAAGUUUAAUGUUGACAUUGUAACAAUGGAGCUCAUUGAGCUGUGCCAAACCACUCAGCUCCCAUAGGGUCAUGAGAUAAUCUUCCAGCCAGGGGUGAACUUAGUUCAUCAUCCCUCUAUUUCAUAUAGAAUUUGUACCACGUAAUGAGAAGUCAGCAAUGGCUGUAUCGUGAUACUCUGGUCUUUGUCGUGGGAGUUUGGAAUGUCCUACAUUACCUCGAGGCCUCUAAGGGAAACAACCAUUGCCCAAUGCUUAUUUGAGUGUGAAGACUUCUUUGACAUGUAUUUUGCACUCAGGUGGUUUACUCCAAAGUUUAACCGAAAAUGUCUGUUUAUUUGGAAAUUUUCCACUUGAAAUUGGAAAAAAACUGCCCAGCAGCUCACUGAAUGAUGGAUUCACGUGAAUGUAUCUUGGUGAGCACCUUAGCCUGAACAAAAAACAAAUGUUGCGCAUGUUCUUCCCUCAUAAUAAUCAAAUAAUUUUCAAGGAGCCUUAUAACUGUGCCUUUACUAUUGUAUAUGUUAUCACUGUACUUUAAUAUUCACAUCAUUCUUGUCUUUUAUGAUGAAUUGCACGUAAGUUAUACUUGUAAGACUUUCUGGAUGUGAAAUAUAGCUUUUGUUUAUAUGACACCGCUUGAGAUUAUAUUUGAAAUGUUUUUUUACAAUGUGGCCAGAAACAUGAAUACUCAUGUUGCCAAUUUUUUUUUAGCAAACCAGCCUUUUAUUUAGUACACGAGACUAUUCGACUCCAACAAGCAAAUCUUAGUCAUCGUCGAUGUGAAUUUUACCAACCUUCAUGAGCUCAUAUAUACCCAAAACUAGGCAAUUGAUGGAGAGGAUAUUAAAUUCAGGAUCAUGGGAAUAACAAAACUGCAAGUGAAAAAAACAAAUUUUGAAAGAAUGCAAGAUUCCUGGAUCGAAUUGUGACCCUAAAUUAUCACAAUUUCUCCAGUCACUAAAGGGAUGAAUAUUUACAUUCCUACUUAGAUUUAAUUGAGGUUGACUGGGGGAGAGAUUCGGACGGACAGUUAUGCAUCCACGUGUGAAAAACAGCAACAGCUGCCAUUCACCACUAAGUGGCAUUGACAUAACCAUGGCACUUGUGCCAGGCUAUGUGCACUUUAAGGCCACGUGCAGUGGUGAAGGCUCGCUGGCAGGAGGUCAUGUGACAGGCCCAGGUGCUAUGGGUUGUCUCUGCCCCCUACUGUGCCAACUUUCUGUGUUUUAGCUGCUCGGCGUUCCACUUGUGAGAAUCGCUCCUCCACCCUCCACUGUUCUUGGAGGGUGACUGCCUCCAACUGCGCAGUAGCGUCCUGCCCAGUAGCGUCAUUCAUAUGAGCCUCCUCUAGAGGCUGUUCUUGACACUAGGUGCACUCAACUCCACAUCCUCUUAUACCCCAUCAGCUCCAUUUAUUUUCCAGCUUGCUCCGUUCCCAUUUAGCCCCUUAUAUCCAGCCAAACAGAAGCUGCUUGGGCAUGCGGUGGCUGGACAUGCAGGCUACAUAACCCAGAAAACGAAGCCUCGCCUGCCUGAGGAACUCACCGAUGGGACCGUGUCCAGAUAUUUCAAUCAUUUGUAAGCUGCUCACACAAUCCAGCCUGGUUAAACCCAGGGUGGAUUGUAGAAAGGACAGCCUGAUUAUUUCAAACAGACGCAGAUGCCCCAGCAGAGGGGCCCACGCCUCACAAAUAGAGAAGGGAAAGCAUGAUGGUCACUGCAUCGCAAGCUUUCAAAUGCGCUUUUGCAGCCGUCUAGAACGCUAUUCCGAUAUUAGGAAGCCACUGCAGCUAUGCACUUUUGAAUCUAAAUUUAAAACUGCUUCAUGUGUUUAGUUUAUUGUCCUUCCCCCACGUCUCCGAUUAUCACAGUUGGCUACGUACAGUGUUACAGAAGAUCUACAUACAUACAUUCGUGGCCAAGGAAACCUGAAGAUUCGUAUGGAGUGACAGACCUGGUAGCUUCACAUAGCGUUACACAACCAAUUAAAUGAUAAUGCCACUCGACUGAUUCGGAUGAGACCUCCACUGCCAAACCGAGCUGUUCAUUUGCACACUUCAUAAGUAUGGAAACCUCUCCACUGUCUUCACACCUGCCGCAUCACCAGUGGGAAGUUGAGGGGGUGGAGUGUUUGAUGACACAAUACCCAGGUAGGUGCUUAGUUUUUAGUUUUGGUGGGGCUGAUGUUAAGGCACACACUCAAAUACAUGCAGGCACACACAUGCUUACAAGUUCAACUCUAAAUUCACACUCAUGGGGGAGGCCCAGGACCAGUUCAGAUAUAUACUACCACUCCCAAUUAUAUAUGCACGCUCAUGAUGACAUAUCUUAUCACCUAAAUACUGUACAUCUCUUACAAAUUAAGCUCGUUAUGGCUUCUAUCACUUUGAACACAUCUCUCUCCUAGCUCCAUAUAUUACAUCCCUUAAUACAUCUCUU